AUUAGAUAUCCAACAUCUUUAUCAAUAUGAGAGUCACAAAAGUACUAGUCAUAUUGAUGGUGUCAAUUUAUGGAGUUUUUGGGGCAGUUCUGCCAGAUUCGUCAGAAUCUGUUUAUGAUGGAUCAAUGGAAUUAGCCGAGGGUGUAUAUUUAGAAUGGAAAGUAGAAGGAGACUUUAUACUUUUAAGGCUCGACUACAUGGCGACAGGAUGGAUUGGCAUUGGAUUUCCUAAAACUACGAAGGCACACGGCAUGAAAGACUCUGAUAUCAUAAUGGGAUGGGUGAAUAACAAUAAAGGAUAUGUUUUGGACGCAUACGCAAAGAAGAACGGAGUUCCAGAAGUAGAUUCCACCUCUGAUGUUGAGAUCAUCAGUGCAAAAGAAGAAGGGGGUUUCACAACCAUGGUUUUCAAGAGACCAAUCGUUGCAAUAAAUAAAGAUGACGUCACAAUUGAGAAAGGCGAGAUUGCAAUUAUUUGGGCGUAUGGAAACAUAGGUAGUUUGAGUGAAACUAUUUCGGGCGCUGAACACCACUCACAAAGAGGUCAGGCAAGAAUAGCUUUGAUACCUGCGGAGAACAAAGUACGUCCUCGAGGCAAAAUACCGAUAAUUGAAACUCCCCUUGAUCCAAAUACUCCAACAAGCGUCCAGAAGCAAAAAAGUGUGACACCAAAUGAACACGGUAAGGUCAACACACCAGUGUCCCCAAAUAAACCUGGCAAACCUAUGUCCCCAAUUACCCCAGGAGAACCAAAGACACGAGGAGGAAUUGCGAGAAGCAGCAAAAAUAUAUAUAUAACUACCCCAAAUGAGGAGAGCAAACAAGAAAAAGACACAACUGAAAAUCAAGAAAAGAAGAAUGCCACUGAAAUUAUUCCAAGUGAGUCAGAUAAUGUCAAUUCUGCAACAACACCCGGUGGAUAUGACAAGACAGUAAGUCCACGCAAACCCAACAAACAUUCCUCGAGUAAAACAAGCACUCCCGUAUUAUCAGAAAUCCAAACCAAAACUGCUAAAGGAAAGUCAAACAAACCUAAAUCACCGAUGCCGCCAAAUAAAACCGACAAACACAAAUCACAUAAAAGUCCCGGAAAAGCUGCCAAAUCGCCAAUGACACCAAGCAACAAAGAUGCUUUGAAAGGUAAACCAGAAUCAGCAAUGACUCUAAUUGAUCUCGACAAACCCAAAUCCCCAAUGACUCCGGAUGGACCCACCAAAUCUAAAUCGAAGAAGACACCAAGAAACAAAGAUGCUUCAAAAGGUAAACCAGAAUCAGCAAUGACUCCAACUGAUCUUGACACGCCCAAAUCCCCAAUGACUCCCGGUAAACCCACAAAAACAAAUUCGCCAUUGCCCUCAAGUGAAUCAUCAACCCCGGGUGUACCCACCAAAUCUAAAUCGAAGAAGACACCAAGAAACGAAGAUGCUUCAAAAAGUGAACCAGAAUCAGCAAUGACUCCAACAGAUCCAGUUGAGCCUGAAUCAUCAAUACCCCCGAGUGAACCAAUUGAAUCUGAACUGCCAGUAACACCAAAUGAAUCCGUUGAAAGCGAAUCCCAAACAUAUCCAAGCGAUUCCCAACUCGAAGAAUCGCAAUCGCCAGCACAAUCAGGCGGGUAUUUCAGAUCUAAAAAACUGGAAACACCAACACCCCAGAUACAACGUCACAUGAUACUCAGGGGAGGAUAUAGAGGUCUUGAUCAAAUGUAUGAUGACGCAAUGUCAAAAUCUACCAUUUUAGACGCCGAACGAAAUAUAAAGUUUAGUUGGAAUUACAAUGAUGAAUAUAUUGUAUUCGAGGUCUCGAUACCAACUCGCGGUUGGAUUGGUGUAGGUUUCGCGCCAGGACCGAAUAUGGCGGGUGCAGACAUCUUUAUUGCGGGAAUAAGAAGGAAUGGAGUAUACGCUUCGGACGCGUUCGCGUAUAAAAAUGGAAAACCGUCGAUUGACGAAUCUCAAGAUGUCCAAGUUUUAAGAUAUCUGGAAAAAGAAGGAUUCACCACUGUUAUGUUUGCAAGGAAAAUUGAUACUACCGAUGAAAUGGAUUUAAAGAUUGAUGGCACAAGCAAAUAUGUUAUUUGGGCUUACGGGCGAGCUGAUAUGGCGCUAAAGCCUAGGGAAUUUUACCACGGUAUGAAUAGAGGUGCAAAAAUGCUGAAUCUCACUGAUGGGUCUGGCGGACUUCCGACAAACUUUCCAAUGGCGCCACUGUCUACCGUUCCAGGAAGAAUAAAAUGAAUUUAAUUUUGAAACGAAUUACUGUACUAUAGUGUAUGUUUUAAUCGCAAUGUAAAUAUAUCGUUUUUUCUAGUAAAAAAAUAUAUUAUUGCUAAAUCAAACAUGUACAAA
Molecule: messenger RNA, 2348 nt
Organism: Styela clava
Lineage: Eukaryota; Metazoa; Chordata; Ascidiacea; Stolidobranchia; Styelidae
Molecular function (GO): dopamine beta-monooxygenase activity
Source: RefSeq, a predicted model, not a curated record